AAGAAUCAGGACGGAAAAGACUCGAAACCCGACUUGGACCUCGAGGAUUUGACUUGAAGUGAUUCAUAGAAAUGUGGACGAUACCAAACGUCCUCUGCUGGCGUCUUUUAGGGUUGUUUUGUCUCCUCUGACUUCAUGUUGUGUCUCUGAGCAUCUUUGAGGAUGAGGGCUGCUGAUUGGCUGCUGUUUGUGGCGUUGCUGCCUCUCGCCUCCUUCGCCUCGCGUCCAGACAUCUGCCAGGCCAAACCCAAGGACCUGGCCCUGGAGCCGCGAUGCAUCUACCGCAGCCCUGAGCCCGAGGCCACCGAGGCCACCGAGGCCCCCGAGGCCCCGGAGCCCGAGGUCAUCCCCGAGUCCACCAACCCCCGAGUGUGGGAGCUGUCGAAGGCCAACAGCCGCUUCGCCCUGUCGCUGUAUAAACAGCUGGCCGUCAGCAAACCGGCAGAGGCCAACAUCUUCAUGUCGCCCAUCAGCAUCUCCACGGCCUUCGCCAUGACCAAGCUGGGAGCCUGCAACCAGACGCUGAGGCAGAUCAUGGAGGUGUUUCAGUUCGACACCAUCAAAGAGAAGACGUCGGAUCAGGUCCACUUCUUCUUCGCCAAACUGAACUGCCGCCUCUACAGGAAGAAGGACAAAACCACGGAGCUGAUCUCUGCCAACCGGCUGUUCGGAGAGAAAUCGCUCAUCUUCAACGAGACGUAUCAGAACAUCAGCGAGACGGUUUACGGAGCCAAACUGCUGCCUCUCAACUUCAAGACUAAUCCAGAGAAAGCCCGGCUCACCAUCAACGAAUGGAUCGCCAACAAGACGCAGAACAGGAUCCAGGACACGUUGCCGUUCGGGGUGUUGGACUCCACCACCAUCCUGGUCCUCGUCAACACCAUCUUCUUCAAGGUAGGCAGCCCAACACCUGAAGCUGCAGCUGUAGCUCUGAUUGGAGGCGUUGAAGAUUAUUCUACAUUACUAACUUUAAUUUCUGCGUCUCAGGGUCAGUGGAAGAACAAGUUUAACCCAGACAACAUUUACGACACGGUUUUCCACGUCAGCCCUGACCAGACCUGCCCCGUCAACAUGAUGUACCAGGAGACCAAGUUCAGGUACCGACAUUUCCCCGAGGACCGGAUCGAGAUGCUGGAGAUGCCGUACCGCGGAGACGACAUCACCAUGGUGAUGAUCCUGCCCAGCAAGGGCACGCCCCUCAGCCAGGUGGAGGAGAGUCUGGACCUGAAGAAGCUCAGCGGCUGGUUGGAUCAGCUGACGGAAGUCACCGUCUCCGUCCAGGUCCCUCGCUUCAAGGUGGAGGACAGUUUCAGUCUGAAGGAGGAGCUUCAGGCCAUGGGUCUGACUGACCUGUUCAGCCCUGAUGAGGCCAGUCUGCCAGGGAUCCUGGAGGACGGCAGCGACAGCCUCUUCAUCUCGGACGCCUUCCAUAAAGCCUUCCUGGAGGUGAAUGAGGAGGGCAGCGAGGCGGCAGCAGCCACGGCCGUCGUGGCCGUCGGACGCUCCCUGAACCUCUAUCGCGAGGUGUUUCUGGCCGACCGACCCUUCCUGGUGCUCAUCAGGGAGUCGACCAUCAACACGCUGCUGUUCUUGGGACGCGUGGCUAAUCCUUGUGACCAGUAACCACCUCGUUAAAAACAACAAUUAGACGCAUCUCAGACACCUGGAGGAUUAUUUACCUAUUUACCUGUUGAAUCCAGCCUUAGAUCUGUUGUUUAUUCUAUUAGGUCACUAAUCAGCAGCAUCAGUUUUUAUUUUAAAUGGAACCAUCAGCUGGUAAUUAAUUCCCUAUUUAAUCAAAUAAACAGUUUCCACGGUUUCAGCCAAACAUCCUUUAAAUGUUGAGCUUCUAUUUUCAGCUCCUCUGGUUUUUUAGUUGUUGUUAGUUCAACGGUUUCAACGAUUAAAUCACUUUUCAGUA
Mugil cephalus (flathead mullet) is the source of this 1921-nucleotide messenger RNA. It is a transcript of the gene serpinc1, whose product is annotated as serpin peptidase inhibitor, clade C (antithrombin), member 1. Gene Ontology annotation, molecular function: serine-type endopeptidase inhibitor activity. The record is from RefSeq and is a predicted model, not a curated record. The coding region runs from base 163 to 1623 and encodes 486 amino acids. The transcript is spliced from 7 exons. Lineage: Eukaryota; Metazoa; Chordata; Actinopteri; Mugiliformes; Mugilidae.